This is a messenger RNA of Pocillopora meandrina, 4570 nucleotides long. The record is from the annotation of a GenBank genome assembly. NCBI's taxonomy places the organism in Eukaryota, Metazoa, Cnidaria, Anthozoa, Scleractinia, Pocilloporidae.
AUGGAGGAUAGAAUUAGCGAUUCUGCUGAUGACAAUUCUUUGCAACCGCCACCGGCGGCAAAACCAUACCUGUCUUUCUCGAUAGAGAACAUAUUAAGUGAGGGAAGAUUUGGACCGAGAGCCAAGCGAAGCAAUGAGCACGCCCCGAAGUGUGCGGAUGGCUCAAGGAAACCGUCUAUGUCGACCUUACUUUCACGCCUACCUUGGCUUGCCUACACAAGGUACUGUCCUCCGAAAAUUCCAAGUAAGUAAAGGUUUGAUUUUCGCACAUGAAAGCAUAAAUUUACCUGUGAAGCUGGUAUACUGCUCAAAUGAAGCUCUUCAUAGUGUUCUCUGCAUAGCUUAGAUGGUAAAACAAACCACCACAAAAUCGGAACUUCACGAGGUUUGAUUCGUCACAGAUUAUUUAGAUUUGAGUCUCUGUCCCACGUUAGUGAUACAUGUUCAUCUGCGGUUUUCUUUGUGAAUUGUCUUGGUUUCUUUUUGUUUCGUUUUUUUUUUUCGUCAAUGCCAUUUUUCAUCUGAAUGUUGUACAUCCAUGAUUAGGUUGAGCAAAGACUUGAGGUUUUGUCGUUGCAGUUUUUAACACCUUGCUGUGAGGACGAAACCAAAGGAUUCAAACUCAUCAUGAAUCGUCCUAGUGACUUACUCUUCAGAAUAUUGACUUGACAUUUAUCCCUUAUCAAUACACGUGGAUACAAUGACAGAUUUUGUUCAGUUGCCAUAAUCUUUCUUCAGCCUUGCUAAAUCAAAUCGUGCGCGGAGGACUUCAUAUUUUUCAUUGAAGGCUAAAAUAAGGCGAGGUCAAUGAAAAAGACUUUCUUCGUGAGAUAAUCUAAGAAUCUACGACUUAACUUUAUUUUCUAUAUUCACUUUCACCAGAGCACUCUUUUUAAAAUGCGAUUUUGUUCAAUAAGCCACUUACUUGUGCUAAAAAUUGCAAACUACUUUGGUUAAUUUCUGCAUCAAUAGUCAUGAAAUUCAUUGACUAAGCAAACGUUUUUAGUUGCAUUAUGAUCUGUAGUAUUUCUUUUGGCCUUUAGAAGAGAGAGAUUGAAAAGAGUUUGCUGAAUAAGUAAAAUACUGUUUCUCAUGUUUGGCUGUCAAACGCCUAUCCUGAGAUGGAAAAAAAUGAUUCCAUUUACUUGUUUCAAACCAAAAUCUGAAGAAGAAAGAAGAACACCCUAGAACUAUCAACAGUGUCCAUCGACGCCAAAUCAUGUAUUCUAAGAGUAAGAGCAAUUAUUCUGUUGUUUUAGGUGCCGUAAUAAUACAUUUAUUCGAGUUAAUCUUGUAAGCAAUAUCUCAACACUGUGGUAUGAAGCUUGUAGUCUGAAAGAAAUGUAAUAUAGCUUGAAAGCAGCAUAGCCUCUUCUCCUUUGCAUUCAAAUGAACAAAAUUAAUAAACUUACAUUUAACACGGGCCAUCAAGGAAACAUUUUACUUUUUGUUAAUGAAGAAAAAAAACCGAAAAGCGCAGUUUCUAAAUACUCUCUUAAAGGGCUUCAUUAAGUAUCACUUUGCGGCCUCAAAUUAUAAUUUUCUUUAGAGAAAAUUUCAUUUACAGACUUUGAUGGAAAACAAGAGUGAUAUUAGUCUUAAAGCGAUUGAAAAUUGUUUGAUUCAAUUCGAAGUGGUUCUUUGUUUCAAAAAAUUAUUGACUUAAUUACGUUUUUCUGUGCUCUUUAAGAGCAAGUUAACGAUUUCCUAUCUCCAAACAAAAGGAUUUUCAAAGACGUUAAGUCCUUAAUCUCUAUUAUUAAGUUUUACUAUCAACGAGUUGUUUGAAAUUAACAGUUUUUAUUUAAACUAAUUUCUUUGAGUACGUUUAGCAUAUUUCUUCCACAGUUUGCUAUCAACCGCUCGACAGGCGCGCGAGGGGUGCGGUUCUUGGGUCAAUCAGAGAAGUAAUACAGAUGGUAUUUUAUCCACCUCCCACAUUUGAAUCCUUUCUACUCUUUCCAAUCUUCUAAAGCCGGCGCCAGUCUAGAUUAAGCACGCUUCACACUUUGAUCCGUUUACAACAACCCAUUCCAACCCGAUAUCUGAUUUGUGUUCUCGUUUCUUUGAAUUAAAGUUCAAAACAGUAAGAUACUUUUGUUUUUGUAGCAUUCUUGCCAGAACACGUGUCGCCUUCAGGUGGUUCAUCAAGCGAUUAUUUAAUAACUGGUCGACGUAAAAAAAGGGGAGAGAUUUCUAUUCAUUUGAUUAUUGUUUCGAGAGUAACUUGAAGAUUUAAAUGUGGCUUUCUCUUGAAUUGACUUCAGUGGCAUUGAGUGACCUACCAGUAGGGAGUUUUAUCGACAACCAAGAUACAAUUUCAUCAGUUGUCAGAAAUAAACCUAGAAUGUGGUCUAGCUUAAUAAGGAGUGCUUUAAAUUCACUUUUUAGAGCUUAUCCAAUUACAUAUAUGUAAUCGGAAAGUCUUUGGUUCGGGUACCCAUACGUGACAGGCACGCUUAUUUCAAAUCUUUAACCACGUCUUUUUCUAAAAUUGGGACUGUAGUUUUCAAUGAACUGAUUGCUUCCUCCAAGUUAAUCUGUCCUCUGGAACACCAUCUCGCGGGCUGAAGAAAUACAUGAGAUCGUCCUAAGAGAUAAACCUAUUUUACUGCAUUCCUCAUCACAAAGCUAUACGCCCAUCGAUUGGUGUAGCAACCACCCAUAAAAACUAGAAGGCUUAAUCGAGUUUCCUAUCCUAAAGGGGAAUCAUAUUUCUCCUAGUCUCGAGCCAGUGACAAAUAAUUAAUAUGUUACUUCGGUUGGGACUGUGUCUGCCAUCCAUUGAGUUCAAUUGGUAUAGCACCCACUCCGGAAAUCAGGUUUAGUCGAGUUUUGCAUUCCUAAGGGGAAUUAUAUUUCUUCUUGUCUCAAGUUAGUGACACGUGCUUAAAAUCUUUCUUUAGUUGACGCUGUAGUUUUCGAUCAAAGAGUUCAGUUAGCAUAACGCCCAUUAACAAAAUAGGAAAAUAAGGAAAGGUUGUGCAUUUUCAAAGGGAAUCAUAUCUUUCCUGUCCCAAGCUGGUAACAAAUGUCUAAAAACGUGAAAAGAGAGUAUAGUUGCAAAGAUACUAUCAACUUAGAAACAUGUAUUUUUUGUCUCGUCUCGAGUGUGGGACAAAGCCAAGGUUCCCAGUACCCAUGAGGGAUUGAACCUCAAACUUUUGGAUUCCGUGCUCCGAUGCUCUACCACUGAGCCAUAGAAAAUACUUUGAGCCAAGCCAUCUCCUGGCUCAUAUGUAGAUGUUAGAUUCAAUAAAUAUGUAGUCUUUGUUCAGCAUCAUAUCUCCAAAAACGCCUUCUAUUUUAGAAAAAGGAUGUUGUUCACAUUUUUAUAUCAUUAAUGCUACGUUAAAAGAUGAUAGCUGUUGCAAGGCCACAGCUACAUCGAAGAGAACCUUAUCAUUUCGUUCAUAUAGUUUUAUUCCCGAUAAAAAAAUGAAAACACCCAAAACGCCGGAAAAUCAGUGAUACCCUUUGUGGUGUGAAAGCCUUGAUCACGUGCUCCUCCAAACAUGCAUGUGGUUAACAACGUUUAUGUCAGCUUUUUAUGACCACGACAAGGAUACAAUCGAGAAUGAAUCAUUUAACGUAUUAGAGAGCUUCUUGAGCAUCUAAGUGUGUUAGAAUGUUGAAGGCUGUUAGAUGAGAAACAAUGAUCUUGUUAUUUCGUACUCUUUACAAACUGGAUAUGGAGAUUUGGGUAUAAUUUUAAAAAUGUAUGGUAAAGUUCUCCACUGCAUAAUGGGUGUUGUUUCUGGCCAGUUCUGAUUUUCACUUUGAUGCUUAAACGAUUGAGCCACAGAGAGUUCGUAUGCGCAAGUGUCUGGUAUACUGUUAGGAUCAUGUAGCAAUGUUGAUAGGGUUCCAUGUGGAAUAUAGUAAUUUUUUUUUUAGUUUAAACGUCGAAUACAGAAAGCCUACAAUGUUGUGAGACCUGAACUCGAAAGGUCACUAAAAAGUGGACUUGACAAAAUUUUGCAUGCAGAACAUCAUCAUCAGUUUAUGCUCCUCAUCAAGUCAGAAUCUGACUCAGCAAUUAAAAUCUUAUGAUUAUCUUUCAUUUUUCCAGGAUCGAAAACUCGGAAAGGCUCUCGCCGACACAAACUAGACAGGAAUCCCAGGAUUCCCUUCUCUUCAUCCCAGCUGGCGGCACUGGAGGCCAAAUUCCUUCAGACCCAGUACCUUUCAGGGUCCGAAGUGAGGGAUUUAUCGUCCUCUUUGAGAGUCACGGAGCACAGAGUCAAGAUUUGGUUUCAGAAUCGAAGAGCUCGCGAAAAAAAGACACAAGCAGAGGGUUCAGUAAACUCCGAUUCACCUCACAUACAAAACGCAUAAUAUUUUAGACUUCUAAGCUAUUGUGCACAAAUGAGAGGAAGUUUUUAUUUCUAUCAAGAAAAACUUAUAAAAUGGCACCGACUUUUAGUGGUGUCGAUUCCUCUUCGAUUCUGUAAACAAGAACAAUAUUCAAUUGAAUGUCAAAAGCAAUCUUGCUUUGGUUUCACUUGACUUUGUUCUGUGAUUGGUCCAGAAAACUUGUGCCAUCCGGCUCUCAACCAGUUAGAUGCAA